GUAAAGCGCUCGAGUGUGGCUUGUCCGUAAAACAAGACGCACGAAAGAAGGAAACAAAACCCAAACAAAUGAAACAAACAUCUUACAAAUACCGCGUUAAAAACAACAACCAUGUUAAACGACAUUGCAGUGUUGCAACCUGAUGGAAACGAGCAGGACUCUAAAGAAAAAAAUAUAUCGAAGUGGACCCCGGAACUCAACGCGACCCCUUCAUGUAGGUUCCUGCAGCUCGAGCUGGAGCUCAACGCGCAUCUCCGUGGGCUCAGUUUCGGGGAACCCGUCCACUAUGUGUACAACCCACUGGAGUAUGCGUGGGAGACGCACCGGUGCUACGUAGAGAAGUACUGCCAGGCGGGACAGAGCUUCUUGUUUUUGGGCAUGAAUCCGGGACCGUUCGGCAUGGCCCAGACGGGGGUUCCUUUUGGCGAAGUGAAGUCAGUCGUGAACUGGUUGAAGAUCACAGGGGCAGUCGGUCGCCCCGACAACGAGCAUCCGAAACGCCGCAUCAGCGGCCUGGCCUGCGCUCAGAGCGAAGUGAGCGGCGCCCGCUUCUGGGGCUUCUUCCAAAAGUUGUGCGGCGAGCCUGCUGCUUUCUUCCGUCACUGUUUUGUACACAACCUUUGCCCCCUCAUUUUCAUGAGCAGCAGCGGGAAGAACCUGACCCCCCCUGAGCUCGAUAUCCGUGAGCGCAAGGAGCUCCUGCGCUUGUGUGACAUUGCCCUGUGCCAAGCCGUGGAGGCCCUGGGUGUCUCCAUGGUGAUCGGUGUGGGCAGGGUGGCAGAGCAGCGGGCACGCCGGGCUCUUGCCGCAGCUGGUAUGGACGUGCGAGUGGAGGGCAUCAUGCAUCCUUCCCCCAGGAACCCUUUGGCUAAUAAAGGCUGGGAGAGUGUGGCUAAAGCUAAGCUAGCACAACUAGGCAUCCUCCCUUUACUUAGCAACGACACAAGGCCAGAAUCCUCUCACACUCAAGAGACUUUAUAGCAAGCAAAUCCAUCCACACUUUUUUUUUUAUAUUGCAUGUCCUCAUUAGGGUGGUGGGUGAACUGGAUUCUAUCUUUGCUAAUUUUGUGUGAGAGUACAAAUAGAGUACACAAGUGUAUGCUCAGGGUUGUUGAAGAUUUUGUACUGUAUUGUAUGCUGUUUUAUGUACAUUUCCAUUGUAUUAAUAUAUAAUGAUUUCUUAUUUAUUUGACCUAUUCUGUGUCUUUAAAUGUCUAUUUGUUAUAGUGUAUUUUGUUUAUUUAUAUCCAUUAUGAUUGAUCAGGUCUUUCACUGCUGCCUUGUAAUGCCACACAUUACACUUCCAUGUGUUAUAUAUCAUUAUUGCAAUUUAGAAAACAACAUUCAAAUGUAGGUGAAAAAUCCACAAUCAGUUAAAAGGUCAAAUUGAAUUUGUCACUGUUCAAUUCAUGAUAAUAA
Syngnathus acus (greater pipefish) is the source of this 1419-nucleotide messenger RNA. RefSeq names its product single-strand-selective monofunctional uracil-DNA glycosylase 1 (gene smug1). NCBI's taxonomy places the organism in Eukaryota, Metazoa, Chordata, Actinopteri, Syngnathiformes, Syngnathidae. The transcript has 2 exons. Gene Ontology annotation, biological process: base-excision repair. Bases 112 to 981 code for a protein of 289 amino acids. Gene Ontology annotation, molecular function: oxidized pyrimidine nucleobase lesion DNA N-glycosylase activity; single-strand selective uracil DNA N-glycosylase activity. The record is from RefSeq and is a predicted model, not a curated record.